This is a messenger RNA of Cuscuta epithymum, 1784 nucleotides long. The record is from the annotation of a GenBank genome assembly. Lineage: Eukaryota; Viridiplantae; Streptophyta; Magnoliopsida; Solanales; Convolvulaceae.
AUAGAUAGUACAUGCAUAUAUUAGGUAUUCUUCCAGAAACGUUAAUAAAUGUUAAAAACACCCUACUUACCACACAACAAAAGGAUUUAAUGAGAAGAAAACAGGAACAAGAUUCUGUCUGAGGAGAGCUUGAAGCAUAUCUCUGAGUCAGUUUGGCAAAUGGCAUUUCUUGAGUUGUUUUUGGUAGCACUAAUGCCUGUUCUCAAAACACUCCUCAUCACCGCCAUUGGCCUCUUUCUCGCUCUCGAUCGCGUCGAUAUCUUGGGAGCUUCUGCCAGACACAAUUUGAACAACCUUGUGUUCUACGUUUUCUCUCCCGCGCUUGUCGCUAGCAGCCUGGCGGAGACCUUAACAGCAUCCAGCAUUGUUACCUUAUGGUUCAUGCCAGUAAACAUACUCCUGAUGUUUAUCAUUGGAUCGGCUCUGGGUUGGAUCCUUGUUAAGGUCACCAAAACUUCUCAAGAAAUUCAUGGUCUUGUCAUUAGUUGUUGUGCUGCAGGAAAUUUGGGGAACAUGCUUCUUAUUAUAAUUCCAGCAGUUUGUGAGGAGAAAAACAGUCCAUUUGGAGAUCCCUCAACUUGCUCUACUAAUGGAAAAGCCUAUGCUUCCCUUUCCAUGGCGAUUGGAGCUGUUUACAUAUGGACAUACAUAUUUAACAUAAUUCGGGUUUUCGGAAAACCGCGGAGAGAUUCUAGUGCAGACAUAUUGGGUUCGAGUUUUUUGGAUAACUGCAAAGAAGUUUUGCUUUCAAGUCAUAGCUUGAAAUGUGAUCGAGAUCAAGAAGAUCAACAAAUAUGGGAUGAUAAAGAGCUGCAAGAAUCCAUAGUGACGAGGAUUAAACGGAACGUGAACUUAUGGGUAGAGAAGUAUAACCUAAAAAUGAUGUUUGCACCCUCCACCAUUGCAACAAUCGUUGGAAUUACAAUCGGAGUAGUAUCUGUGUUACGAAAGUUGAUAAUCGUAAAAAAUGCUCCACUUCAUGUUAUUGAUAGCUCCGCGUCUUUGAUAGGGGCUGCUUCAAUACCAGCUAUGACACUUAUAGUUGGAGCAAAUCUUCUUAGAGGGCUAAAAAAACAAUCAGUUGGGGUGUGGGUUCUAAUUGGGGUUCAAGUGAUUAGGUUUAUCAUGCUACCUCUUUGUGGCAUUGCCAUCAUCAAAGGAGCUCGCCAUUUUGGUUUGGUAGGGUCAGAUUCUUUAUACCAUUUCGUUCUCCUUCUCCAGUAUGCACUUCCUUCUGCUAUGGGUAUAGGAACAAUCACUCAAUUGUUUGAGGUUGGGGAGAGUGAAUGUUCUGUGAUAAUGCUGUGGAACUAUACAGUGGCUUCCUUUGCUCUAACUCUAUGGACUACAUAUUACAUGUGGAUUUUGUCUUGAAUUUUUAUAAUUUAUUUAUUUAUUCAUUCAUGGAGAGUUGUAAAAUAUCCUCAUUUGCUUUUAGUGUGCGCGGUUUUUCUUCUCUCAUUGCUUUCAAUUUGCUCUUCACCACCUUAUUGAGAUACUAGAGAUUCUCAGGAGCAAUUUGAGCGUCACCGCCUUGUUGGACCAUGAGACAUCUUCAAUGCUACAAUGUGCACGGUACACAUGUGGCACGAGAGAGAUAGACAGAAAACAUUGAUUUUAUGACAUUUCUUUAUCCUUCUUUCCACGGUCUUAUAUGUUUUUGGUAAGACCGUGUCAGAAAUAUCUAUAGUUUACUCCUGGUAUAGUCAAAUUUCUCUAUCCUUCUUUCCACGUCUUAAAUUAUAGUCUUUUAAUGUAUUUAUUAAUAAAACAUAGACUACAAA